AAAAAGGCUGCAGGUUUGUUGUAGUGAGUUUAUCACUGAGACAGGGGUCAAGUGAAAGACAAAGAAAAAUGGCGAUUGCGUUCAUUUACUGGCUUCAGAGCAGCAAGCUUUCUACUUUGCAAUGUGUGCCGCCUGCAUUGCACUGGAGCUGCCUUAGGGAUUGUCUAAAUUUGAGACGCUUUUGAUUGUUGGCCUCCUUUUUUUGGAGCCUAGGAGUGUCUUCCAUUCCUCCUUCUCCCUCCGGACCCGGAGAGGGAAGAGUAUACCAUGAAGCUGGAUGUUAGGCUUUCUUGUGUUCGACCCCACAGUAGGCUGUUGUUGUCCCAUUGAUCAGCCUAUCGUCUGAAUCAAGGCCUAGGAAUGUCUGCUACUGCAGAUGGUUCAUUUACUACAGCCUCUCAGGGAGGUGGUAGCAGCAGUGAAGCCCAACACUUGCUUCAGACAUUCUGGCCACGAGUCAUGGAAGAGAUCCGCAACUUGACACCGAAUGAUUUCAAGGUGCAAGAUCUUCCUUUGGCUCGUAUCAAGAAGAUUAUGAAGCUUGAUGAAGAUGUAAAGAUGAUCAGCGCAGAGGCACCAGUGCUGUUUGCGAAGGCAGCUCAAAUUUUCAUUACAGAGUUAUCCUUGCGAGCGUGGAUACACACUGAAGAUAACAAACGCAGGACUCUGCAGAGGAAUGACAUUGCAAUGGCCAUCACUAAGUUCGAUCAGUUUGAUUUUCUGAUUGACAUUGUUCCUAGAGAUGAGUUGAAACCUCCAAAACGACAGGAGGAAGUCCGUCAGACAGUUCCAAGCUCAGAACAGGUGCAGUACUACUUCACAUUGGCCCAGCAGCCCACAACUGUGCAGGUACAGGGGCAGCAACAGGGUCAACAGGGCUCUGGGAGUGCAACCAUUCAGCCAAGCCAGAUCAUCAUUGGACAACCGCAACAGGGACAGGUGGUGCAAGGAGCUACGGUCCAGCAGUUGCAGCAAGUCCAGGUUGCACAGUCUCAGACUACAGCAUCAUCCAUUACGAGUGCCCCGGUGACGAUGCAGGUUGGCGAUGGGCAACAGGUGCAGAUUGUUCCAGCACAGAACCAAACGCAGCAGACUCAAUCCAACUCAGGACAGACCAUGCAGGUCAUGCAGCAAAUCAUCACCAACACUGGUGAGAUACAGCAAAUACCGGUGCAGUUGAAUGCUGGACAGCUGCAGUAUAUUCGUCUGGCUCAGCCUGUAUCUGGAACACAAGUGGUACAGGGGCAAAUCCAGACCCUUGCCCCAGGAAAUCCGCAGCAGGUAGGACAAGCAGAGGUUCAACAGGGACAACAACAACAGCAGCAGCAACAACAGUACAGCCAGUUUACUGACGGACAGCAACUGUACCAGAUUCAACAGGUCACGAUGCCGGCUGGACAGGACAUCACCCAGCCCAUGUUCAUCCAAUCCACUAACCAGACUGCAGAUGGACAGCCUACCCAGGUCACGGGGGAAUAGUGCAAAGGGAUUAGAGAGCUGAAAUCAACUGCCACCGAAGCCAUGUAUAAAUAGUACUGUCACUAAAUAACUAGGAUGGAAAAUGACUUUUUUAAAGAAGUGUUUUUUUCCCUUGCAUUGUGCUAAGCAAAAAUAAUUGUACAUACAUAAACUGCAAUAAACUCCUUCCGAAUAGAACUUUGUAAACUCAUGCGUGAGGAGAGGUAGGAAGGAAAGUUCCUGCCUGUGCUGGUGAUGCUGUACCAUAACUGACCAUAUUGCUGUUUCUGUUCAAUUGUACGGUGUUGUUGCUCACUAAAGUUAAUCAGCUUUUUUAAAAACAUGAUGCAACAAAUGCUAAAAAUAGACCUGAGUUAAAUGAAGGUAAACUAGCUGGUUGUGUUCCUUAGCUGGCGUUAAAAGCUGGUCUAAACCAUAGUUUCCCAGUAACAGGUUUAUAAACCAGCAUCAACUCAGCAGGUCUGACAGCAUCUGCGGAGAGGAAUACAGUUAACAUAUCGAGUCUGUAUGACUCUUCAUCAGAACACUAGAUUGUGUUCAUCAGUGGGUUCUGAUGAAGAAUCAUAUGGACUCGAAAUGUUAACUAUGUUCCUCUCCGCAGAUGCUGUUAGACCUGCUCAGUUUUCCCAGCUGUUUUUGUUUUUGUUUCAGAUUUCCAGCAUCCGCAGUAUUUUGCUUUUAUAUUUGUAAACCAGCUUUCCUGGUCAAUAUUGAAUCAAAAAAUCGGUAUAUGUAAAUUAGUCAAAAUUCAAGAAGAUCAAUGAGAUGUAUUUACAGUGCAGCGUUGUCAGAGAUUGUUAUACACCAACAAUUACUUCAAUUUAUAUGGUGCCUUUAACAUAACAUGUUCCAGGCACUUCACAGGAGCAUUAUAAAACAAAAUGUGACCAAAAACUUUGUCAAAGAGGAAGGUUCUAAGGAGUGUCUUAAAGGAGGAAAAUGAAUUAGAGGUAGCAAGCUGUAGAAAGAGUAUUCCAGAGCUUGGGGUCUAAACAACUGAAGUGAUGCUCAAGAGACCAGAAUUACUUGAGUGCAGAUACUUUGGAGAGUUGUGGGGCUGUGAGGUCAGAGAUCAGGAGCAACGAGUCCAUGGAGGGAUUCAAAACAAAGAUGAGAAUUUUAAAAUCAAGACCAACAUUCAAAGCAUUGUAUAAAUCUGGGGUCAGGGCCCAAUCUCUAGAGAGAAGUAAGGUGGAACUCCAUAGAAUAUUUCAGUGAAAUGUUGAACAAUGCUUGCAAACCGUGCGGUCUAUCUGAACAACUGCAGUCUAGUGUUGCAGUUGAACAACUGAGAUUAAAUGUCCAUCUAAUUCCUUUGUGAGUUGUUUAAGAACUCUUUCUGACCUAUUUUGAAAUGCUGACAGUUUACUGGAGUUCGGGAUGUUGGUGUUUAAAGUAAUUGUUUCUUUACUAUACAUUGCUGAUAAUACUACUGAUGAGCAAACUGCACAGGGUCAUGAAGAUAGACAGGUUUAUUAGCCAGGUGCUGCAACUUACCUGACAAAUGUCCCAAACCAGCUGGGAGGGACCCCGUUCAUGUUUUGCCGGCUCCCAAAUAUGUAAUGUUGUUCCAGACAGGAUGUCAGGUGAUUUCUCUACAAUACUGGGAGUUGGAGGCCAGCACUGAUGAUCUGGCAUGCUGCUAAGUGGCUCGUAAGAAAUACAACGGUUAUCCUGGUAUCCUCCAUUGCCCUGGUAAAUAUCACAAGAUAAAUUUGGUCGAGAGAGGCCCUUCCAUCCAUAUAGCAAUACCCCUAUUGCAAUAUCCAAUUGUUUCUUGAAUAUUUCCAGGGUUUUUGCCCCCACUAUACAUGGAAUCCCAUUCCAUGUGUUGAUUUUUACAUGAAAAACAUCCUAACAUCAGCCCUGUAAUUGUGCUUGACUAGUUUGUAGCAGUAUCUCAUUGACCUACUCAUGAAUUGUUUUCCAAUUGUACCCUUUUCUAUAGUAUUUACGAUCUUGUGACACUCUCAUCCCCCUCCAUCUUUCCUUAUAUCUGUGCCCUUUGACACUGGGAUUGAGCCCUAAUCAUUUUCCCUGCACUGCUUCCAACACUUCAAUGUCUCCCCUGUGUUCCGGUGGCCUAGAAGUGGAUAAAGAUGUGUUCUAAUCUGAACAUUAUUGAGUACUGAACUUGAUAUGAACUCAAAUGCUUCAGCUAUAUAGUUGGAACAUUCAAUCAGCCCAUUAUGUGCUACUCUGCAUAGCAUUGUAUUCAUUCUCAGGGCAUGGGCAAUGCUGAUAGAGCUGGCAUUUAUUGCCCAUCCCUAGUUGUUGAAGAAGUUGGUGGCGGGCUGCACUUUUAAACUGCUGCCGUCUGUGGAGUGAAAUUGCUCCCCACAAUGCUGGUGGUUAGGAAGUUCCAGCGUAUCAACUUGAGUUUAGGCAUAAUUUAGUAUUGAACCUAAUAGAACCUCGUAGGCUUCUUCAAAUCCCCAACCAUUCUGACACCAAUCAUGGAAUAUAUGUUACCCAUUUUUUAAUUAUGUCAGUAUUACUUAAUCAGCUUCAGCACUAUUCAAGCAAUUUGCUUUACUAGUCUUUUAUAAUUUCCAAAAUAGAAUGUAUCCUCCCAUUGUUGCUAGUCUGAAUAGGGUAACAUCCUGUAUAAGGCUUGACAGUACAGUCGAGUUUCUGUAUUUUCAAAAGGGAUGAACAAGACACAUUAUGAAAGUGUGCUGUCUGGAACACCACGAACCUGAGUCACUUUGAUUUUCUGUAAUAUUAAAUCUAGAUCAUUUUGUGUUAAUUAAUGUGCAGUAAUUUGUUUCAAUGACCCUGGCUGUAGGUUGGUCAGUCAGCCAAACCAGUAAGUGCUUGACUUUGAAUCCACAGAAAAAUUUGCUUUUUUAAAGAUGGAAAGCUUUUAAUAAUCCUUCUGGAGUGUUAAAGGUUGUCUGUUUUUUGUUCAUCCUGGCUAGAUGGGGCCUGAUCUCAUCAACGUUUUUUAAUCCUGCUAUUUACAUAUAGAAUAAUGCAGCACAGGAGUCUAUUCAGCUCAUUGUGCCUGUGAAUUCUCUUUGAAAGAGCUAUACAAUUAAUCCCACUUUCCUUGUAGUUCUGCAAAUGAUUUUUAGUUCAAAUACUUAACUAAUUCUCUUUUGAAUGUUAUUGAAUUUGCUUCCACCACCCUUUGAGGCAGUGGUUCCAGAUCAUCAUAACUCAAUGUGUAACAAUAUUUCUCCUGUUCCUUCUAGUUCUUUCGCCUAUUGCCUUAAAUCCAUGUCCUCUGGUCACCAACUUUUCAAUCACUGUAAACUGUUCCUCGGGCACAGAACUGAGUACAGGUUCUGAGCAUUAUCAACCCUUUAAGGGUGACCGAUGUGGGAUUAGCAAUAUUAACACAGGGACAGAACGGGGGGAAGGGGUUCUCAAGAUGGGACAUUGGAGUGCUUGGGUUAGGACUGAACACAACAUUCCCCAGCAGCUGACACUCUGUGCUCAAAAUGUCUGCACCUUCCCUGUUUUAAAAAAAAAAUUAUGCCUCCUUUAUGUAUAUCAACUGGUUUUUGGAACUAACUGUACCUGAUGGAAUCUAGUUCCUUCUAACCUUAAACCCAAUAGAAUGUUUUUCUCAGCCUGUGAAGUGAAGGGCUGGAAGUAGAGUUAGGCUGAGAUCACAUUGAUGUGGAUUUAAUACUCCAUUCUGUGUUUCAUGUUUUAAAUAAGUAAUUUGUCUCUGCACUGUCUAUUAAUUAGGAGAGAAACUAGUUUGCGUUCUCAUUGCUGAUUACACUUCCGAGCAGAGCCCAUUGAUCAGCAAUGCAUGUGAAUAUUGGGUGAGGCUGGGGUUGGAUGUGGUUGUGAUGAGUUCCCUCCUUGGUGAAUAGGUUGCCACUGAUACCUGUCUUAAGCCCAUACAGAAGAUUGGCCCCUUAGGUGAGGUACAGGAGGGCUGUUGGGGCCUUGGAGUUCUGUCCCAGCAAGAUUCAAUGUCUGGGGGUUGGAUUGGAAAUAUUUUAAAAUGGUAUCCAGUCAUUCUUGAACCUCAUAUUUUAAAUAUCCCCCAGAACUAGAUUUCUGCUAUUAUGUUGCUGAAAGGGUAUUUGCCUGUUGACAAACAAGAGUGUUUGUUUGUUGUUCAAUAUGCUUUCCAUAUCCAAUACAUUAAUAUGUUUUUUUUCCCAUUCUUCCCCCCUGACUGGAAAUCUAAUUUUUACUAUUGAUGCUAAAUCUGCUCACAGCUCAAGAUCACAUUGGCUAUCCUGUAGUUGUCCAUGUGGCAAAGCCCACCCCUGGCCUUAACUCUCUUCAUCUAUUUUUCCUCAUCUCCUAUAGUGUAUAAAGCUAUCAAAAACUGCCCCACUGCUCAACGGUGAAAAAAUACUGCCAAGUAAUGUACUUUCUGAUUCAAUUAAGAACUUAGCUGACACUUGAAGACAAGACAGUCCUUUGGUUCAGUUCUAAUGUUUGUAUUGAGUUAACUGAUCUGGGCACAUUCUACAGUGAAACUUGCCACAUCUGGGCUAGAGAGAUGGGGUAGUUAGCAAGUUUUGUGCUCCAGUAUCCCCAGCACUGCUGGAAGAUGCUUGUGGGUGAGAAGCGAGUCAACUGAGGUCUCCUAUUCCCCUGACACCCUUCUCCAGGUUCGGAAGUCUAUUGUCCCCCACUGUCUGGACUUGCAGUUGAAAAUUAGCCACUUGCUAAUUGUUGGUGAACUGCUCAUCAGCAAUGGCCUUCUUCAGCAUGGGAACAAAUUGACAAAAUCCAAAGUGACUGUGAGACAGAGAUAGGAUCUUUAAUCCAACUGGACAGUUUUGAUGCAUUUUUAGAAAAGCUGAUUAAUUCUAUGUGACAUUUGUGCUUCAUUUCAGUUUUAUAAAGCACAGUUUAUUCUAAGGAAUGUUUAACUUUUGUGUGUGCAAUAAAAGAAAAUGUUUAGUCAAUGAUUCCCAUCCCCCUGUUCCAUUUAACAUCUCUCUCUGGCAAUGAUUCUCUUUAAAUCUUAAGUUCUCUCUGAUUUUAAUUAAAUAUCCCCGCUCUGCAAUAAUUCUCAUUAAACAACUAUCUUUCUCCUUCUCUAGUGAUAAUUCUCAAUGCAUACCCAUGUCCCUUUCUCUGGUGAUGAUUUUCAUCAGACAACUACACCUCCCUCUCUGGAGAGAAUUUUCAUUAACUACCCAUUCCUCCCUCUAUGGCAAUGACUCUUAUUAAAUAAAAACAGCAAAAAAAGACAGAGUUAACGUUUCAAGUCUAUGACUCUUCUUCAAAGCAGAAGAGUCAUACGGACUGGAAACGUUAACACUUUUCCUUUCCACAGAUGCUUUAGACCUGCUGAGUUUUUCCAGCACUUGCUGUUUCUGUUUCAGAUUUCCAGCAUCUGCAGUAUUUUGCUCUCAUUCUUAUUAAAUACCUGCCUUUUGAAUCAUUUUGCUGAGAUGACCCAAUGUCUAUACAAGAGCCACUCGUGAGCUUCCUUAUCCGUCCUUUUUUUUUAAAAGAAAAAGAGUUUUGUGUUAAAUAAGAGUUUCCAGGAAGGUGGUGACAUUGUGACUCCUCAUUCAGGGAGUUCGAAUCACUCUUCUGACAUGGUUGGAUGCCUGGUCCAGGGUAAUGAAAAUAUUCUAAUUGUGUGUGUACAUUGUGUUACAAUUUCUCACUCUCUUUCCUCCCCACCCCUGCCCCCACUGUGUUGUGUGAAACACUGGGUGCAUUUGUUGUUUAAAGCUGUCUUAAUUUUCUGAAAUCUGGAGUCUUUGGUAUUAGCCCACUUUUACUUUAUAUAUCUUUAGAAAUAAAAUCCUUUUGUUA
Messenger RNA from Carcharodon carcharias (great white shark), 7230 nucleotides. RefSeq names its product nuclear transcription factor Y, gamma (gene nfyc). Bases 361 to 1479 code for a protein of 372 amino acids. The record is from RefSeq and is a predicted model, not a curated record. Gene Ontology annotation, molecular function: DNA binding; protein heterodimerization activity; DNA-binding transcription activator activity, RNA polymerase II-specific. Gene Ontology annotation, cellular component: nucleus; CCAAT-binding factor complex. The transcript has 12 exons. Gene Ontology annotation, biological process: regulation of DNA-templated transcription. Lineage: Eukaryota; Metazoa; Chordata; Chondrichthyes; Lamniformes; Lamnidae.